Molecule: messenger RNA, 1066 nt
Organism: Dendroctonus ponderosae (mountain pine beetle)
Lineage: Eukaryota; Metazoa; Arthropoda; Insecta; Coleoptera; Curculionidae
Product: troponin C
Exons: 8
Coding region: 265-942 (225 amino acids)
Cellular component (GO): myosin II complex
Molecular function (GO): calcium ion binding; enzyme regulator activity
Source: RefSeq, a predicted model, not a curated record
UUUUCGGGGUGGACUGGUUCCCAGACCCCCCCCGCCUGGGUGUGUGACGUCAGUUUGGGUCGGCCUCAGUAGUGAAAGGCCAAAUGGGCAGCAUCUAGUGGUGGCCAGCAUGAUACAAUGAAUACAAGCAGACAGGAAAAAAGCACGCCCGGCAGUGAUUUCCACUGACGUCACGCAAAUCGACGCAAGAUCCUACCUUGUAUUCAUUGAAUCAUCGGUGGCCAGUCAGACAGAAACAGCUGCCGGUUGCUACGCGACGUGUUUAUGUUUGACGGUUAUUUCGAACAAAUGACAAUGCAGCCUGAAGGUGAGCGGUCGUUAAGGGCAGGUUUUCGCCAGGUGCCGAUCAGAAAGCGGCUGCAGGACCAGUUCGAUCAGUGCGAAGACGCUCAGAAGCCCCACGGCGCAGAACCAGCAAGCCGAUGUCUGAGGCAACUGGUCAGAAGCUUCCGGUCGAUGCGCAUCACUGUGACGGAUCUAAGGCAGGAUGAGCUUCCCGCCGAGCAGAUCGCCGUGCUGCGCAAAGCCUUCGAGGCGUUCGACAGCCAGAAGUCUGGCAGCAUCCCAUGCGACAUGGUGGCCGACAUUCUGCGCCUGAUGGGCCAACCGUUCGACAAGCGCAUCCUGGAGGAGCUGAUCGAUGAGGUGGACGCGGACAAGUCCGGUCGGCUGGAGUUCGAGGAGUUCGUCACGCUGGCCGCCAAGUUCAUUGUGGAGGAGGACGACGAGGCCAUGCAGAAGGAGCUGAAGGAGGCCUUCCGGCUCUACGACAAGGAGGGUAACGGGUACAUCCCCACCUCGUGCCUCCGGGAGAUUCUGCGCGAGCUGGACGAUCAGCUGACCGACCGCGAACUGGACAUGAUGAUCGAGGAAAUCGACACCGACGGCUCGGGAACGGUGGACUUUGACGAGUUCAUGGAGAUGAUGACCGGCGAGGUCUAGCGCGCCGUUAGUUUAAGCAUGUCCAAUUGGGAAUGAAAACGUGCGUUUUUCUCGGAAGUUCCAGCCUGCGGCCCUCGGGAACCCCCCACAGACUGCGCGCACGCGUAACAAGUUGCCGAGUCGA